CUGAUACUUCUAAGUAACUUGCCUAAGGUCGCACAACUAGUCAAGGCUCUAGCUUCAGUGUGCGCGAUGCAAGGAACAUGGGAUUGCUUAUGAAAUAUUCACACUUGGUGUCAGAGACUCACUGCCACUUUCCCCCAUUUUACUCUCUAAAUCUGUAAUUCAAAGGCUAAAAUAUGUAUUGGAGUAGGAUUGAAAUUCAACAUAGUUUUGAGUCCAUGUAGAUUAGGCAUUUGGAGUGUAGGAAACUCCUGCUUUCUCUGUUUCCCUAAAAUAAACGCACGUGGGCAUGUGUGUGUAAAUACACACACACACACAUCCAUACACCUAUUCCUCUGUAACAAGUAUUAGUGCUUACUCUAUGCUGGGCAUUGUUCUGGACUCCAGUGAUACAAUAAUGAACAAAAUAGAUUCAGUUCCUAAGUUAUGAAGAGCUUAGUUCUGAAGAAGGAAGAUGGAUAUUUAAAAAUUCAAGCCACAAAUGAAGAUCAUGAUGAGCAUUUUGGUGUGAUGAGAGAAAAAAGGACACACACACACACACACACACACACACACACAUCCUUACAUGGGCAGACCUGCCAUACACAUCUCGAUGUAUCACAGACUGUCUAUUCAUAGAACAGUAGAUUUUCUGGAAAUAUUUUUGGUCUCAACUUUGACCUUUGAGGUAAGGUUUAGUAGAACAGGCCUGACAUACAGCAGACUUUUUUGUAUUGGAAAAUUGCAUUCUUAGGAAUUUCUUUCUGGAUGCCGAAAUUCAUUACCUUGAAAUUUUAUGAAUUCUGUGUGGCUGAAAGUUCUGAGAAUGCUUGAGAAACUACUGGAAGCAGAAUCCUCAAGAUGCAUCGUAUAGAACUACUCUUGACACUUUUGGCACUUAUGUUUACAAGAACCUCAGAAACUUGUACUUCACGUUUUAACAUCACCGCAGUCAGAGGGGAACCUUUCUAUCUGAGAUAUUGCUCAUCAGCAUCUGAGCCCAAGAAUGAAACAGCCGUCAUAAAAUGGUACAAGAGCAAUGGAUCACAGGGGCGCAUUGAGCUAAACUCAAGCAGUUCACCCAGAAUUUCUCUGCAUGAUUAUGUCUUGGAGUUUUGGCCAGCUGAGCUGGAGGACAGUGGAUCUUACUUUUUCCAAAUGGGACAUGAUACGCAUGAAUGGAAAUUAAAUGUCAUUGGAAAAAGUAAACACAGCUGUUUUGCUGAAAAACAACUAAUUAGUAAAACUGUGGAAGUUCAAAAAUCUUUGCAUGUAAACUGUAAACAAAACACAUACUAUUCAAAACUGGCCAAUAGAACAUCACUGUAUAAGAACUGUGAAGAGAUGGAGAACAAUAAAAACCCAGUUUUACAGAAGAAUGCGGAGUUUAGAGAUCAGGGAUAUUACACCUGUGUGUUUUUCAUUCAUCAUAAUGGAAAACUAUUUAAUGUCACCAAAACCUUCAAUGUAACAAUAGUUGGAGAUCGCAGCAAAAUAAUUCCUGUUCUUCUUGGACCAAAGCUUAACUAUGUGAAGGUGGAAUUAGGAAAAGAUGUAGAACUCAACUGCUCUGCUUUGGUGAAUGAAAAGGAUGCAGUUUAUUGGAACGUGUGGGAAGAAAAUGGAAAGGAACCUAAUGUACAUGAAGAGAACAUAACAAGAACUAGGACUCCAGAUGGCAAAUUGUAUGCAUCAAUAAUACUGAGAAUUGAGAAUAUUAAUGAAAAAAAUCUUAAGUUUUCAUAUAGUUGUGCUGUGGCCAGCGAGGGAGGCACAGACACCAUGAACUUUGUCUUGUUGAAAAAAGAAGAGAUGGUUGAUAUCCCAGGCUACGUCUUCACCAGAGGAAUGAUCAUAGCUGUUUUGAUCUCAGUGGUAGCUGUGUUCCUAGUGAUUAUGGGUGUCAUUUAUAGAGUUGACUUGGCCCUAUUUUAUAGACAUUUCAUGGGAAAAGAUGAAACGUUAACAGAUGGAAAGACAUAUGAUGCUUUUGUGUCUUACCUAAAAGAAUGUGGACCCGAGAAUGGAGAGGAGCACACCUUUGCCGUGGAGAUUUUGCCCGGGGUGUUGGAGAAACACUUUGGGUAUAAAUUAUGCAUAUUUGAAAGGGAUGUCGUGCCUGGAGGAGCUGUUGUUGAUGAAAUCCACUCAUUGAUAGAAAAAAGUCGAAGACUGAUCAUCGUCCUAAGUAAAAGCUACAUGUCUAAUGAAGUCAGGUACGAACUUGAAAGUGGACUCCAUGAAGCGCUGGUAGAAAGGAAAAUUAAAAUCAUCUUAAUUGAAUUUACACCUGUCAGUGACUUCACAUUCUUCCCCGAAUCACUACAGCUUUUGAAAUCUCACAGAGUUCUGAAAUGGAAUGCUGAUAAACCUCCGUCGUAUAACUCAAGGUUCUGGAAAAAUCUUCUUUAUCUGAUGCCUGCAAAAAUGGUCAAGCCAUGCGGAGCUGAAUCUGAAGUCUUACCUGUUCUUUCGCGGUCCUGACCAUUAGGAAAGCUGAAUAUAAGAAAGAACUCUUGGCACUCUGGGCCCGGAGUGGAUGAGCCUGUUUUUAACAAAGGGCACUAUUAAAAAUAUUUACCUCUCUGAAAAUCCUACUUAGAGUUUGAAGAUGACAGUCGUCAUUAUGUUGCCAGGGGUAAGACUGAAGACUGAGCCUUGGUCAUGUGCUCCCAGAGGAACCUGGGAUUCCAAAGAAAUGCAUCUCCUGUUUCUCCCUCCUCAAUAAAUGGCCCCAGUGCUCAUUCUCAAUCCACGUUCAGCAACUGUGAGGCUGAUAUGCCUUAUAAAAAGGGCACAUCUUUACGUUUUUAAUGCUAUUGAUUGAAUUAAAGGAUUGUAAGUUCAUGAAGUGGCAUUUUCUAUGAUCCAGUAGGUGAUGUAAUAGCGGGAACAGUACCUUCACACUCCCACAGUGCAGCCUACCUCUAAGCACCAUGGAUAGUGCCUGGGAUGUGGUGGAGAGCUGGUGGGGCUGUGUGCAUCGGGGACCGAGGUGUGACAGGGCCUCAGCCUCAGGACACGUUUAAUGUGUCCCGGCCACAGCUACAGACCCACAGUUGUCGGGACCCCCCUGAAGCACUGCACAGGACUUGCUUAAUUGGGCCUAUUUGGAGGGAACUUCCCCAAACUGUUUUAUCUUUCAUGAGAGGCACACAUUUGAAUUAAGAUAAUUCUCUGGGUUUUUCAAAAAUGGUCUAAAACAUUUGUUGAUUUAACAGGAAUGUUUAUAGAUAAGACAGGUGCCAGAUCAUAUCAUCCAUAUUAGCCAUUAGUCACUAUUAUCCAUUAGCCACAGCAAAAUAUGAUAGUUACUGACUUGAUUUGUAAAAAAAAAAAUGACAUAUUUAAAAUGCCUCCAACGUGGAGGCAGCAUGGCGUGGUGUUUGAGCAUGAGCCAUACAGUCAAGACACUUGAGUUCGAAUCCUGGGCUUGCUACUUACUUCGGGGACCCCUGGAGCCUUUUGAACCAAUCUGCGCCUCCAUUUCCUCAUCUGUAAAUUUAGAAUUUAUAGUAAUUGUACCUACUUCACAGGGGAACUAACUAAAUAAAUAUAAAUAAAGUACAACAGUUCUUGGCACAGACUUAAUAGUAUAUGUGUGGCUAUUACUACUUUACUAUUAAUUGCUACUAUUAAUUGUUAGAUGAGUUAUUUAGCAGUGAACUAAAAUGGAAGGCAGAGAGCAGGAAAAGGAGAGAGACCUGGAAGGAAGGCAGUUUUGACUUGAGGACAUUUGUAUAUAGAGAGAAGCAUAUGGGAGAAGCAUAUCAAUAGGGUGAAAGGUAUUUCUCCAUUAGACAUGUGAAACUUUUGGCAUUGGGAGACAUGUGUCUCUCACUCUAAGGUGAGCCCAGCACUGUAGGCUUUUUUGCUGGCCUCAGCAGUCAUGGCUGUCCAUGGAAAUCACUGAGUGAGUGGCGAAUAUCCACCUUACACAGAAAGGAAAGAGUUGGGUUAAAUCUGGAAGCCUGGUUAGAAUAUAUGGGGUGCAAGGUGAAUGUUCCAGAAAGAUUUAAAGCAGAGACUGUUAAAAACAGUUGUAGUAGAUACUGCUGGAAAUUAAAAAAUUGAGAUUUUGUUAGAUUUUUGAUGUGAGAAAGUGAUUUACUUUUGUAGAGCUUAAAAUUUUGUGUGCUAGUUGGGUGGCUUAAAAAGUAAAAGAAUUUAUUACUAACUUAAUGUUUUAUGUGUGAAAACAUAUGGUCUAGAGAAAUUGUAUUGCUAUCAUUGGAGUCUCUAAUACAUGGACUGAUUUUGCUCUUCUCUCUUAUUGUGUGUGCUAUAAAAUACGUUAAGUGUAUUUUGCAUUGUGUUACAUACAUAUAUUAAAUGUAUGCCUUACAAGAUAUUAAUAAACCAUUGGUCUAGUGCUCUCAA
This is a messenger RNA of Callorhinus ursinus (northern fur seal), 4356 nucleotides long. It is a transcript of the gene IL18R1, whose product is annotated as interleukin 18 receptor 1. The record is from RefSeq and is a predicted model, not a curated record. Gene Ontology annotation, molecular function: interleukin-18 binding; interleukin-18 receptor activity. NCBI's taxonomy places the organism in Eukaryota, Metazoa, Chordata, Mammalia, Carnivora, Otariidae. Gene Ontology annotation, biological process: interleukin-18-mediated signaling pathway; positive regulation of type II interferon production.